AUGUUUUCCUUCCACCCAAGCCAACUCUCGCUCCUCUUCCUUGCCGCUCUUGCAGCACGGCCGGUCCUCUGCAAGCUGUCCGAAGUUGGAGUCAGCAUCCGGCCAACCUACUCUCAUCCAUUUGAAGGCAGGAUUCCUUCGACAUUGACUGAGCGUGCCAGCAAGAAGAACGACGAUGUACCCAAGCCAGACGUCAUGAACACGACGCUUCACUCUUGCGGAAACGACGAUGGCCCGCGCAAUGUCCUGUGUUUCCCACUCAGCGACGCGCCCAACGACGGUUUCAUCAGCAUGUCCCUUGAUGACGACAUCAGCCCCAUGGGGCUCUGCGACCCCGGACGCUAUUACGACAUUUUGACGCAGAUGAAUGAGAAGUGCACCCAGGGUACGAGCGAGUACUGCACCGCCUCGAUGCAGUACAAAUGCGACUUCGUCGGUGGCGAAACCAAAACGCAGGGCAAAGACGGUGUGCAGACGUGCAUAAUGACAAUGACCUCGGAUCUCAAUCCGAGCGGUGAUGUGGCGUGGAUCAACAAGGCAAUCAAGGGCAUUGCCCAGUCUUUGCUACUCGAUGGGCAUGAAUCUCCUAAAACUGUGCACAUCAAGAAAUGGGACUACGGAUCGCAAGGCGGCAACGGUGGCAGCUCGCUCAAUGUAGCAAUUGACUGCUACAAGCCACCACCCAGUGGAUUUGAUAUUUGCGCAUUUGUCACCGGGCUCAUUGGUGUUUUUGUGCCCUUCAUAGGCCCCGCGUUUGAAAAGGCCGGCACUGUGCUCUCCGACACGACCAAAGCCAUUGUCAGCUCGGCCGCUUCUGGCAGCUCUCAGUUUUGCAUGAUCAAGUAG
Messenger RNA from Acaromyces ingoldii, 846 nucleotides. RefSeq lists its product as hypothetical. NCBI's taxonomy places the organism in Eukaryota, Fungi, Basidiomycota, Exobasidiomycetes, Exobasidiales, Cryptobasidiaceae. The transcript has 3 exons. Bases 1 to 846 code for a protein of 281 amino acids. The record is from RefSeq and is a predicted model, not a curated record.